Messenger RNA from Aspergillus udagawae, 570 nucleotides. RefSeq names its product 2-hydroxy-palmitic acid dioxygenase MPO1. The record is from RefSeq and is a predicted model, not a curated record. Lineage: Eukaryota; Fungi; Ascomycota; Eurotiomycetes; Eurotiales; Aspergillaceae. The transcript is spliced from 4 exons. Gene Ontology annotation, biological process: sphingoid catabolic process. Gene Ontology annotation, cellular component: endoplasmic reticulum. The coding region runs from base 1 to 570 and encodes 189 amino acids.
AUGGCGUUGAACCUUGAGAAACAACUCCUUUUUUAUGGUGCCUAUCACAACAACCCGGUGAAUGUGGCCAUUCACAUCACCUGUGUACCAAUACUAUUGUUCACAGGUAUAGCUUUGGCUUCGAAUUCUCCGGCCCUAUUCAACCUUCCUGAAGCUCUAAGCUUUGAAUACCUUCCAGCCAACCUCGGCACGAUCGCAGCCUUUAUAUAUGCCACGUUUUACAUACUCCUAGAGCCUGUGGCUGGGGGACUGAUCGCUCCGCUCCUGAUCGCUGGCGCAGCUUACGCCAACUAUCUGCUGAGCACCUACGGCACGACUGUCAAUUACUGGGCCGGUGGAAUCCACGUUGUCUCGUGGUUGCUGCAGUUCGUCGGCCAUGGCGUCUUCGAGAGAAGAGCUCCAGCAUUACUUGACAACCUUGUCCAAGCAUUGCUUCUGGCUCCUCUGUUCGUCUGGCUGGAGGUUCUGUUCUUCCUCGGAUAUCGUCCCGAGCUGAGAGCCAGAUACGAGGAGAGCGUGAAGAAGGAAAUUGCUGCCUUCCGGAACAAGGAGGGCGGCGCCGCGAAAUAG